CCGGGCCGCGGGGCCUCGUGCCUGCAAGCUCAUUUCCAGGCUCAUUUCCGUGUGACUAAGUCAUUCCCUGUUCUCAGGCCUCCUCGUAAAAAUGCCCUUAAAGAUCCAAAUUUAUAAAUUUGAUCAUUUUAUAAAUUAAGAAUGUGUCGGUUUGGGGAACCUUAUUCUUUUUAACCAGGUGCUUUACCCUUUCUGUGAUAUAAGUUAAACAACAGUUUUCUUCGUGAUUUUUUUUUUUAAUUUUAUGAAUAAACUUCACUUCGCCCCCCCCUCCCUUUCCCCUCCAACCAGAGCACUGCUUCCAUCUAGAGGUGCACUUAAGCUUUUGUUUAAAGAAAAUGUCAUGGCAACAAGAGGUAGGGACUCGAUUGUUGCUCAGGUGGCUUCCACGUUAAGUAAUCCCUGUUCUUAUUGCUUAUGUGGACACCUCGGCCACUUUAUACCCUACACAUCCACUUGGGACCUGACUGUACAAGUGUUCUGGCCUCAUUCAGAAUCACUGCUUUGAGAGACCUGUCUGCGCGUCAGGCAUCUCUCUGUGAUAUAAAGCGACCUGAAGCAUUUCUGCCCCUGAGGCGAAAACUUCGUGCUGAUGUGACAGCUGCUUUCCCCACCCUUGGAACUGAUCAGGUCUCUGAGCUAGUACCUGGAAAGGAGGAACUCAACGUUGUGAAGUUGUAUGCUUACAGAGGGGAUGCAGUGACUGUGUAUAUGAGUGGUGGUAACCCCAUCCUAUUUGAACUGGAGAAAAAUCUAUAUCCCACAGUGUACACUCUGUGGUCCUAUCCAGAUCUUCUGCCAACCUUCACAACAUGGCCUCUGGUGCUCGAAAAACUGGUGGGCGGAGCAGAUUUAAUGUUGCCAGGACUGGUGGUGCCCCCUGCUGGUCUGCCUCAGGUACAGAAGGGUGACCUCUGUGCCAUUGUCUUGGUGGGGAACAGGGCUCCCGUCGCCAUUGCAGUCGCUGCCAUGUCCACAGUUGAGAUGUUGUCAUCGGGCCUGAAGGGCAGGGGCUUCUCCGUGCUCCACACCUACCAGGAUCACCUGUGGCGAUCUGGAGACAAGUCCCCUCCACCUUCCAUCGCUCCACUGACCCUCGCUGCCCCAGAACUCAGUGACGAGAAGGACUCUGUCCAGGUAGACUCCGCCCUGCAGGGAGACAUGAGGCAUCUGACCCUGGAGGGAGAGGAUGAAAAUGGGGAGAUUCAUCAAAUAUGUGGGGAGAAGUCCCCAUUAGAAGCCUCAGAAGACCCUAAUGUCGGGAGCUUGAACUCUGAGCCCACAGACAGCAAGACCCUUCAAGAGCAAAUGGAUGAGCUAUUGCAGCGAUGCUUCUUGCACGCUUUGAAGUGCCGUGUCAAAAAGGCUGACCUCCCUUUACUCACCAGCACUUUUCUUGGCAGCCACAUGUUCUCCUGCUGCCCUGAAGGACGACAGUUGGAUGUAAAAAAGUCGAGCUACAAAAAGCUCUCUAAGUUCCUGCAGCAAAUGCAGCAGGAGCAGAUUAUACAGGUGAAGGAGCUGAGCAAAGGGGUGGAGAGCAUUGUGGCUGUGGACUGGAAGCACCCGAGGAUCACAUCUUUCGUCAUACCCGAGCCCUCCCCGACUUCCCAGACUGUCCAGGAGGGUAGCAGGGAACAGCCCUAUCACCCUCCAGAUAUAAAAUCCCUCUACUGUGUCCCAGCCAGCAUGACCCUGCUCUUCCAGGAGUCUGGCCACAAGAAGGGGAGCACUCUUGAGGGCAGCGAGGUCCGGACGAUCGUCAUUGACUACGCCAAGAAAAAUGACCUAGUUGAUGCAGACAACAAAAAUCUCGUGAAAUUGGAUCCCAUCCUUUGUGACUGCAUCUUAGAGAAAGAUGAACAGCACACAGUAGUGAAGCUUCCGUGGGACAGUCUCCUGACCAGAUGUUUGGAAAAAUUACAGCCUGCCUAUCAAGUGACCUUUCCCGGACAAGAGCCCAUUGUGAGGAAAGGGAAAAUCUGCCCAAUUGACAUCACUCUGGCACAGAGAGCUUCUAAUAAAAAGGUGACUGUGGUCCGGAACCUGGAAGCCUAUGGUCUGGACCCGUGCUCAGUGGCGGCCGUCCUCCAGCAGCGAUGCCAAGCCAGCACCACUGUCACGUCUGCCCCCGGCACCAAGGACAGCCUGCAGGUCCAGAUCCAGGGAAAUCAGGUCCACCACCUCAGCCGGCUGCUGCUUGAAGAGUAUCAGCUUCCUCGAAAACACAUCCAAGGCCUAGAAAAGGCCUCCAAGCCUGGUAAGAAGAAGUGACAGACCCUUGUUUUAUAAAGUGGUUCCAGUGGAAAUCCAAGCUCUGGGCUGGUAAUUUAUAUGAGCAUUUUCAGCUUUUGCAAAUAAAAAAAUAUAAUUAUUUACCAAAAUAAAUUUUUAUUCUCAUCUAAA
Molecule: messenger RNA, 2406 nt
Organism: Talpa occidentalis (Iberian mole)
Lineage: Eukaryota; Metazoa; Chordata; Mammalia; Eulipotyphla; Talpidae
Gene: EIF2D
Product: eukaryotic translation initiation factor 2D
Exons: 15
Coding region: 418-2274 (618 amino acids)
Biological process (GO): formation of translation preinitiation complex; translational initiation
Molecular function (GO): RNA binding; translation initiation factor activity
Source: RefSeq, a predicted model, not a curated record